Messenger RNA from Orcinus orca (killer whale), 5462 nucleotides. It is a transcript of the gene SPPL2A, whose product is annotated as signal peptide peptidase like 2A. The transcript has 15 exons. The coding region runs from base 173 to 1735 and encodes 520 amino acids. Gene Ontology annotation, biological process: membrane protein proteolysis. The record is from RefSeq and is a predicted model, not a curated record. Gene Ontology annotation, cellular component: lysosomal membrane; Golgi-associated vesicle membrane; lumenal side of endoplasmic reticulum membrane. Lineage: Eukaryota; Metazoa; Chordata; Mammalia; Artiodactyla; Delphinidae. Gene Ontology annotation, molecular function: aspartic endopeptidase activity, intramembrane cleaving.
GGGGCCGGAAGAGGAAGUCGGCGCUGCAGUGGCGGCUCCAGCAGCCGCGGCGGCCCCAACCCAACCCCGCUGCCCGCCCCUGUCCGGCCCAGCCACCGAAGCAGCGCCGCGAGGUGACCCCGGAACCCGCCCCGCCUCGCGUCGCGCCGCCGGGCGCUCACCAGGCAGUCUGAUGGGGCUGCAGCAACCGCUGACCCCCGCCGCCCUGCUGUGGGGCUUUCUGCUCCCUCUGACAGCUGCUCAGGAAGCAAUCCUGCAUGCAUCUGGAAAUGGCAUGCCUUCACCAUCUAAGGACUACUGCAUGCUAUAUAACCCUCAUUGGACAGCUCUUCCAAGUACCCUAGAAAACGCAACUUCCAUUAGUUUGAUGAAUCUGACUACCACACCACUGUGCAACCUUUCUGAUAUUCCUCCUGAUGGAAUAAAGAACAAAGCAGUUGUGGUACAGUGGGGAACGUGCCAUUUUCUUGAAAAAGCCAGAAUUGCACAAACAGGAGGUGCUGAAGCAUUGUUGGUUGCCAAUAACAGUGUCCUCUUUCCUCCCUCAGGGAACAAAUCUGAAUUUCAUGAUGUGAAAAUACUGAUUGCAUUUAUAAACCACAAAGACUUUAAAGAUACAAAGCAGACUCUCGGAGAUAACAUUACUGUGAAAAUGUAUUCUCCAUCGUGGCCUAACUUUGACUAUACUAUGGUGGUUAUUUUUGUAAUUGCUGUGUUCACUGUGGCAUUAGGAGGAUACUGGAGUGGGCUAAUUGAAUUGGAAAGCAUGAAGGCAGUGACAAACACUGAAGAUAGAGAAAUGAGGAAAAAGAAGGAAGAAUAUUUUACUUUUAGUCCUCUAACAGUUGUAAUAUUUGUGGUCAUCUGCUGUGUUAUGAUGGUCUUACUUUAUUUCUUCUACAAAUGGUUGGUUUAUGUUAUGAUAGCAAUUUUCUGCAUAGCAUCAGCGAUGAGUCUGUACAACUGUCUUGCUGCACUAAUUCAGAAGAUACCAUGUGGACAAUGCAUGAUUAUGUGUCGUGGCAAAAGCAUUGAAGUGAGACUUAUUUUUCUCUCUGGACUGUGCAUAGCAAUAGCUGUUGUUUGGGCUGUAUUUCGAAAUGAAGAUAGGUGGGCUUGGAUUUUACAGGAUAUUUUAGGGAUUGCUUUCUGUCUGAAUUUAAUUAAAACACUGAAGUUACCCAACUUCAAGUCAUGUGUGAUACUUCUAAGCCUUCUCCUCCUCUAUGAUGUAUUUUUUGUUUUCAUAACACCAUUCAUCACAAAGAAUGGUGAGAGUAUCAUGAUUGAACUUGCAGCUGGACCUUUUGGAAAUAAUGAAAAGUUACCAGUAGUCAUCAGAGUACCAAAGCUGGCCUAUUUCUCAGUAAUGAGUGUGUGCCUCAUGCCAGUUUCAAUAUUGGGUUUUGGAGACAUUAUUGUACCAGGCCUGUUGAUUGCAUACUGUAGAAGAUUUGAUGUUCAGGCUGGUUCUUCUAUAUACUAUGUUUCCUCCACAGUUGCCUAUGCCGUCGGUAUGAUACUUACAUUUGUUGUUCUGGUGCUGAUGAAAAAGGGGCAACCUGCUCUCCUCUAUUUAGUACCUUGCACACUUAUUACUGCCUCAGUUGUUGCUUGGAGACGUAAGGAAAUGAAAAAGUUCUGGAAAGGUAGCGGCUAUCAGAUGAUGGACCAUCUGGACUAUGCAACAAAUGAAGAAAACCCUGUGACUGCUGGUGAACAGAUUGUCCAAUAAUAAUAUUAUGUGGACUUGCAAUAAUGUGUCAAUUGACUUUCUACAAAUAGAGUUGGCCAUUUUAAAUUGGCUUUUGAAUUGACAAUCUGAAAGAAACUUCAAUGCUGUGCUUGCAAAUAUGUAUUUUUAAGAGCUGGUACUGACGACUACAUGAUAAGUAAUUAAAAUACAUUUGCUUUUAACUACAUUAAAGUUGUGCCUUCACAUUAAAUAAAAGCAUAUGGUCUGUGUAAUUUUUAAGAUGUAAUAUAUACAGUAUAUUUUUCUAAAAAAAAAGUCUUCACCCACCCCUGUACUUUUCUUACUGAAAUCUCUUUCUUUCAACUCUAAUGAUAGUUAAAAGUAUUUGUCAAAGUGAAUUUCUGAGCAGAUUUUACUGUAAAGAAUUAUGCAAAUUUUAUGCUGUAUAGAAACAACUGUUUAAGACCAUGUAAGAAGGCAGUUCAGCAAUGGAAUUUUAGACCUUUUAUCACUGCAGAGGUUAGAAAUAUAUAAUUUGAGAAUAUAUAUAAAUGUGUAUUUUUGUAGCAUAAGUUUAAAAAAAUCCCAAUCCUUUUUUAAACUUGAGAACCUAAAUUACUUCAGACUACAUGUGUAUUAUAUUAGAAUAUUUUUCCAGAUAUAGAGAAACAUAAUAUAUAGAACUAGUCAUUAAAAGGAAACAAAAACUGAAAUCCACAGUUUUCAGUUCUGCUGUUUCCUUGAAGAUGUAGCUUAAAUUUCUAAACUAACAUUUAAUUCCACUAUGGUAUUUCUGAUCUCUGAAGUUUGGUUCUGCUAAUGUUAAGACUUAAUAUUUUGUAAAAAUUAUUUUUCUUAUUAAAUUAUGUAUUAAUACAUAUGACUCAUUGUUUGAGUGUUAACAUCCCUAAUAAUCCCCUCCCCUACCUUUUUUUCCCCUGAUCCCUACUCCUUUCUCCAUAGGAAACCACUGUUAACUUUUUAAAAUUUGGAUGGAGAGUGGUUUACUAAUAUACAAAGUGUGCUUCAGAGAAAAGAAUUGGAGACAGAAGACAGGAGACUGGGUGUUAGUCUCAAUUUAAUUACAAGAGUUUGAGUAAAUUUUAUUAGCGCAAUAAAACUGUAUCUCAGCUUUCUCAUCUGCAAAAUGAGUAUGUUAGACCAACUAAUCACUUUGGUAUCUUCCAACUUGAAAAAAUCUUUCUCAUUCUUUGCUAAAUCUCAGAUGUGGACUUGAACAUUAUCCUGGGAGUCAUAGGUCACAUUAUCUUUCCAUUUUCUUUUAUUUUCUCUAAGAAAUUCCCAAAUGAAAAGUGAUUGCAAAGACAGCAGGAUUUUGUAUUUCUCUGUGAAUAAUGUACAAGAUAAUGUGAACAAAUCCAUGAUUUUUCAUCCUAAGGCCAGUUUAACUGAUUAAAAGAUAAAGCUAAUGCCUUUAAAAAUGGAUCAGACCUUUGAUGUUUGAACUAAAUUUAGUAUUUGAGGGAAUUAGAUGCUUUUGAUUAAUUGUUAAUUGUUAAGUUACGUAAUUUAUAGAUGUAGAAGCUCCCUUGACAGUCAGCCCUUCUUUCUACUUAAUACACUUAUGGGUCAUUUGGUUUAUGGCAAAUGACAAGUAUCUGACAAGUAAGAGUUCAUGUUAAUUUUGCCUCUAUAAUAUAAAGUUUGAAUUUUUUCCAGAGAAUUUAAUUUAUUUGGCAGACUCUGAUAGAGAGAACAGAUUAAGUGCCAUGUUAAAGCUCCAACUAUAUUUUCAUUUAUAAUAUCAAUAAAAUGUUUGCCAAAAUACAGCUUUUUUAAGUAAAAUUAUCUGCACUCUUAUCCCAGCUUUAGAAUAUUCAAAAGCCUCAACCACAUUUUAUGAAGAAUGUUAAGAGAAAAUUUUACAUCUAGAAGUCUGGAAUCUUAAUUCUUUGAUGCAAAUUCUACUUUAUCCAACCAUUAGUUAUCAAGAAGGUAUAACCUUGUUCUAGUUUGCUAUUUAAAUCUUACAGAUUAAAUAGAAAUAACAUAAAAAGUGAACUUUCUUAAGUUUCUCCAUCUUCAAUAUCAACUUUAUAUUGUACUUAGUCCUUCUAGCAACUGAACUGAAAAUAUUUAUAGAAAUUACAAUAAAGUGCAGAAAUAUUUGGGGAAUCAAAAUAUAAGCAAAAGAUAGCGGAGAUGGAAAUUUGGCUUUAGAAGACUGUAUCAUUUCUUCCUCUCUUGCCCUCCCACCACCAAUAACUUUAAGGGGAAGAGAAGUUUGGUUUUUUCCUAAACAUGUCUUUAAAACAAUAAAUAUUGUAGGAGAUUACUUACUGCAAAAAAAAAAAAGUCUGAGAAAUUCCCUAUGAACAUUUUUGUAGUUUAUCAAACAAAUUAUUAAAUACCUCAAAUUGUAAAGUCAAUGAUUUUUACUUCAGUUUAGUUCAGCAAAGAUAAAUAUGAGGUUUGUGGGAAAGGACUUUGAUAUUUUACGAUGUUAUGUUUCCUUCUAGCUUGUAGAUUUUUUUUUAGAUUAGCAAUACCUUAUUAGUAGACUCAGCAAUUUAUUUCUCUUUUGAAGGAAGAAAAUUUUAACCCAUCUGCUGUUGGCAUUCAUUGAUUUUAGUUACAUGUUCAUAGAGAUUUUGAUGAAAUGGUACAUUUAGAGUAAAUACAAAUGAGCUUUCCAGUUUUCCUUUGUUUUUUUAAUUUCUGCCUUAGAUAUAAGCAGAAACUAAUUUAUUUAAGUUUGGUCUCUAAAAUGUCAACUUGAUUUCAGCUAAUGAGACUUCACAAACAGGAAUUGCUUUUCAGACUAGUGGAUUGUACUAGUUUGAAAGGCUUUAUAUUUUCCCAUUAACAAGGAAAAAAGUUGUUAUGCCAAACAACCCAUUUUACAGUUUAAAAAAUUUAUUUUCAGUGCUCUAUUUACCUCAGAGGUAAUUCUAAAGGAGGUAGGGGAGGGUAAUGAAAAUAAAAUCAAAAUACUGAGUAAAAAUCAGUUUAUGCUUCCUGGAAGAAAAAUACUCUAUAAAUUCAAGAGAUCUGAAUCAAAUGACUUAACCUUUUGGAAUUUGAAAGAAAUUAUGUAGUACUCACAAUUUGGGUUACUGAAUUUUCAGAGUAAACAAAAUGAUUUAUAAGAGUAAUAUACAGGCCAUAUUACAGUGAAAAUCAUAUAUGUAAAUUUUCUUGUUUAAUGUUUCCAUAAGGACAGCUUUUUGUAUCUAAGAAAAUGUUCAUUGGGGAAAAUUUUUUUAACUAAAUUUUUUAGAAUAGUCCUACAUUAUUUGCAAUUAAGGGGCAACUAGAAGAAAAAAAUGUGGAAUAUUUAAUGUCAUUAUUUGUUUCUUUGAUUAGGCAUAAAAAGUAAACAACUUAUUUUGCUUUGGAAUAUGGAUUUUUUUUUCAGUAUCUAAAGUUUACCUGGUUAGCCUUGAGAUUUCCCAAUGAGACAAGUCAAUGUAAAUUACGUGGGUUUUGCUUGUUUUAUACCUUCUGUUGUAUUUUGAUCAUAUGAGAACCUUUUUUAAAGUACAUGACUGAAUUUUUACUUCUUAGAUGGAGGUUUGAGUGUGAAAUUCUUUUCUUUUAACACUUUGAUAUGCUAGUGUAAAUUAGUACUUUAAUAGCACUACUAGGCUUUAUUUUUUUAUGGAACAUGAUUUAAAAUUUUUUGAAGUGUUAAUCUGGCAGUGCUUUAAAACUCUUCAUUAUGUGCCAAUACUGACAAGAAAAACAGUUUUUUUAAUGUAUUGAAUUCACUAUGGUAUUCAAUAAAUUCUAUUUUAAAAUAAAA